GUUGCUUUGUAGCCACAUAAUGAGAACAGUAAAAAGUAGAACAUGUUGCAUCUCCAACAUUCUGCAACUCUAGCCAUGGCUGUAAGUACCAUCAUCACGCUGAAGUUCUUAUCUCUCUUCAGUUUUCUUCUCUUACUUUCAAUCUCUGGUGUGAGUUCUCAUAGCCACCAAAAUGCUGUGAGAGGGACAAUUCCUCCAACAUGCAAACGCAUUGAGUGCCCCAACCAUGAUGUGAUUGAAAUGGGCGAUGGCUAUGAAAUCCGCCACUACAAUAAUUCAACUGUUUGGAAGUCAACUUCUUCCAUUCAAGACAUUUCUCUUGUUCAAGCUACAAGAACUGGCUUCAGAAGUCUAUUUGACUAUAUUCAAGGCAAUAACGACUGGAAACAAAAAAUUGAGAUGACAGCGCCUGUGAUCACAGAAGUUUCACCAAGUAAAUCCUCAUUUGUUGUGAGCUUUCUUGUGCCAAAAGAGAACCAAGCAAAUCCUCCCCCUGCAAAGGGUCUCCAUGUCCAAAGAUGGAAAAAUGUGUACGUAGCAGCAAGACAGUUUGGUGGAUAUGUAAACGAUUCAAAUGUUGAGGUGGAAGCCUCUGCCUUGCUAGCUAGUAUUGCAGGCACUGAUUGGUCAGGUGCCAUUGAUAAAAGCCAUAGAGAUGGUCAUGCUUCUGUUUACACUGUGGCACAGUACAAUGACCCUCUUGAAUAUGAUAAUAGGGUGAAUGAGAUAUGGCUCUUGUUUGAAAUGGAAAGUGAACGGCAUGCAAUGUGAAAUCUGUGAGAGAACCCUUUUCACCACAUUACAUAGCUUGUAACUUUAUAAAAGAAAACUGAGCAUAUCACAGAUUGUAGUAUCGCUGAGUCUGAGAUUGUUAUAAUAAAGUUUUAAACAUUUUGCUCA
Molecule: messenger RNA, 900 nt
Organism: Vigna angularis (adzuki bean)
Lineage: Eukaryota; Viridiplantae; Streptophyta; Magnoliopsida; Fabales; Fabaceae
Exons: 2
Coding region: 43-771 (242 amino acids)
Source: RefSeq, a predicted model, not a curated record